Messenger RNA from Panthera uncia (snow leopard), 1395 nucleotides. RefSeq names its product WD repeat domain 31 (gene WDR31). The transcript is spliced from 11 exons. Gene Ontology annotation, molecular function: protein binding. The record is from RefSeq and is a predicted model, not a curated record. The coding region runs from base 278 to 1366 and encodes 362 amino acids. Lineage: Eukaryota; Metazoa; Chordata; Mammalia; Carnivora; Felidae.
GGAGGCUUUUCGCGGAACUCCUGCCCUAGCGACGCGCGCCUCGUUGCUAGGGGCGGUGGCAUGGGAGGCUGUGGAGCGUGGUGGUUGCUGACUCCCUCCACUCGGCGCCCCUGCCGGCCCCAGCUCCCGGCCCGGCCAGCCGGCUGAUGGAGAUUAGGAAGUGGCUGCCUGCACUAUUUUCCAAAGGAUAAAUGUUACAAAGCAUUGAAUACGGCAGCUCACCCAGAAAAUCCUACUGGUUUGGGGCAGGGGACACAUCUUCCAGCAGCCACAAGAGAUGCUGCUGCCCUGGUCUCCUCCCUGCAAGGUUUUGUGUAGAUCCUGUGCAGUGAUGGGGAAACUGCAAAGCAAACUCAAACAUAGCACUUACAAGUACAGCAGGCCCGACGGAAUUCUAGAAGAGAGAAUUCAAACUAAAGCUUGUCAGGAGUAUAGCCCAGCCCACGUGGAUACUGUGUCUGUCGUUGCUGCUCUGAGCUCAGACCUGUGUGUCUCUGGAGGAAAAGAUAAGACAGCCGUGGCCUACGACUGGAAAACCGGAAAUGUGGUGAGACGUUUCAGAGGACACGAACGAGAAAUCACUAAGAUAGCCUGUGUGCACAGAUCGAGCCAGUUCUUCAGCGCCUCUCGUGACAGGAUGGUCAUGAUGUGGGACUUGCACGGCCCCUCGCAACCAAGGCAGCAGUUCUCUGGCCACGCCAUGGUGGUCACUGGAUUGGCCGUGAGUCCAGACUCUUCACAGCUGUGUACUGGCUCUCGGGACAACACCCUGCUUCUGUGGGACGUUGGGACCGGCCAGUGUGCAGAGACAGCUUCCAUCUCCAGGAACCUGGUCACUCACUUGUGCUGGGUCCCCCAGGAACCAUAUAUACUACAGACUUCUGAAGAUAAAACCAUCAGAUUAUGGGACAGUCGGGGGCUGCAGGUAGCGCAUAUGUUUCCCACAAAGCAGCAUAUUCAGACCUACUGCGAGGUCAGUGAGGAUGGACACAAAUGUAUCUCCUGCAGCAACGGCUUUGGAGGGGAAGGCUGUGAAGCCACGUUGUGGGACCUACGGCAGACGCGGAAUAGAAUAUGUGAAUACAAGGGGCAUUUCCAGACUGUCACAUCCUGUGUCUUUCUACCAAGAGCAUUAGCCUUGAUGCCUACAGUUGCCACCUCAUCACAUGACUGCAAAGUGAAGAUUUGGAACCAAGAUACUGGAGCCUGCCUGUUCACCUUGUCCCUGGACGGAUCAGGACCUUUGACUUCCCUGGCUGUUGGUGACACCGUCUCCUUGCUGUGUGCGAGUUUCAGCCGAGGAAUUCACCUGCUGAGAGUGGACUACAGCCAAGGGCUGGCACUGCGGGAAGUGGCAGCAUUCUGAGGCCAAGAGACAUUCACUUUCAAACCGUG